CCACGAAGAUCAUAUUAAUCGCUACUUAAAAGCUAAUUUUCUACACUAAUGUUAUAAAUCUAAUUACUAUUUUUCAUUUAAAAGUGAAUUCCAAGGUAGUCUAUAAUGUAAUUUGCAAAAUUUCCCUAAAACUAAACAUUUAUCUUGAACUUAGAACCUAUAUGUACAAACUUAACCUACAGUACGGAGGAGUCGAGCAAUCUUAAGGCUUGAUUGGUUCAUCCUACGAGGACAGAACAGUAAGACAGUGCGCAGGAAGUUAGUGCCGGAACCAAGACUAAAAGACACAUAUAUGCACUAAACGAAUUGAAAACGGUCCUAAACUUUGGACGAAUAAAGGCCGCUACGAAUUCGGAAACCAUACAUGGUCUUUUAUUGUUACCGCGAUACGCUAGUAACAAAUUUUUCAAUUCGUUUAUCGAAGAACGAUGUCGGACUCGGCCAAUGCUGCUGCCACUACUGGCAAUCAAGGUAAGAGCUUAGCUAAUCAGUCUAAUGACGCGUAUGUAGACCCCCCUCACGAAUCCCAAACGUUGAACCCAAAUAAAGAUACCCUUCUCAAACCCGGUGGGGACAAAAAGGCACCCUCUGUCAAAAGUAGGUCGUCGAAAAGUCGGGAACACAAUAUCCCUUCCCCGCGGGACAAACAGUCUGAAACGAUCGGUCACAGUUGUCAAACGUGUCGUUCCGCGGAUCACAGCCGGAUGGUGCAGUGCGAUGAUUGUGAUGGUUGGCACCAUUACAAUUGCGUGGGCGUCGAUGAUCGUAUCGCGAAAAAACAGUGGCGGUGUGUGAAGUGUGAUGAUAAUCGGAAAGUUCGUCGCAGUUCCAAAACUACGAGGACGGAAGCGCCAAAAAAGAAGGCUACAGGCAAAGCGAAGAAGGAAUCCGGGACGAAGCAACCAGAUCUACAGGAACAACGGAAGCACCUGGGGGAUCAGCCGGCAAAGUGUAUAAAGGCAGCAUCGGUGAAAUCGGGAACUUCGCGGAAGUCGUCCAGAGCACAGCUGGAACUGCAACUGCAAAAACUAGAUGCUGAGCGAACCCUGCUGGAAGAUAAGAAGAAGUUAAUAGAGCAGCAGUACAGUGUACUCCAAGAACUCGCCGAACUCGAUGAGCAGGUCGAAGGCGCAGAAGACGGUGAUGAAGUAGAUGGGGCUUCCAAAGUGGAGGAUUGGCUGCGUGACGGAGUUAACUCGGACACGGAUGACGAGAGCACGGACUCAAGCGAAGGUGCAGACGAGGACAUCGGAAGUUCAUCGGAGGAAAACAUCGAUGACGAUCCUCAAGAAAACGGAUCGAAAUUCAAUCCGAUUCGGCGCUCUACACCAAGGAUGGACCCUAGGAGCAUGCAGAAAAGUGUUACACGCAGCAACCAGUUAAACUGUAGCCUGAACCGUAACCAACUCGCAGCUCGUCAAGUUGUUGCGAAGGAUCUGCCACCUUUCACAGGGAACCCCGAGGAGUGGCCGAUAUUUUUCUCCACCUACGAAAGCACGACUCGGAUGUGUGGCUACACCAACGACGAAAACAUGAUUCGGCUGAGAAACUGCUUGAGAGGAGACGCCUUCGUCGCAGUGAAGAGCUUUUUGCUUCAUCCGUCAACUGUGGAUAGAGCGAUAAGUGCCCUAAAACUGCGUUUUGGGCAACCGCGUUUCGUGAUUCAUUCGCUGAGGGACAAGAUAAUUGCCAUGCCGCCGCUGAAGCCAGAUUCAAUCAACAGAAUGAUCGACUUUGCGCUGGCAGUUCAGAAUCUCGAAGCAACGAUCGAUGCGUGCGGACAGAGGGACUUGAUGCGAGAUACGUCGUUACUGGGCGAGCUGAUUGGAAAGCUCCCUGCUUCGAUGAAGCUGGAAUGGGCAAGGCAUACCCGCAGCCUUCGGAAGGUCAACCUGGCGGCCUUCAGCAAAUGGAUGUACGAUAUGGCAGAAGACGCUUGCCUAGUUGCAGAGCCGCGCAGGAAUCAAGAAGUACAGCAAAGUCAGGAACCGCGCAAAAAAUCAAAGGCAUUCCUGAACACGCACACCGAUCAGCCAAGCUGGAAGAAGGAGGAUCACCAGGCAUCAUCAACAAGUAUGUCCAGAUCUACAGGGACACAUAAGAAGGUCUACUCUCAGGCCUGCACCGUCUGCAAAGGAACUUGCGCCACUCUCGCUAAAUGUGGAAGGUUCCUAGGGCUGUCUUAUGACGGACGGUGGUCUACAAUUCGUGAAGCUAGAAUCUGCAGGAAGUGUCUGAAGCAACACAAAGGAGGCUGUGAAUCGAAGCAAUGUGGCGUGAGCGGAUGCACCUACAAGCACCAUCCCUUGUUGCAUAAGGAGCUGAAUGCAGAAACGGCGGCGGUAGUGAAACCACAACGUGAAGAGCAGUCCUGUAACACACAUCAGUCGGGGGCAAGUCCCAUCCUUUUCCGUUAUGUUCCAGUCAUAGUGUACGGCUGUGGAAUUGUUGUACACUGUUACGCCCUUCUGGAUGACGGAUCCUCGAAAACGCUCAUGGACGAAGAGUUGGCCAAGGAACUGAACCUUUCCGGAGAACGCCAUCCACUUUGUCUAAAAUGGACUGGUGGUUUGCAUAGAUCGGAAGACGAGUCACGCAGCGUUCAAAUUGACAUCUCCGGACUGAAGGGAAAUCGCUUCCGUUUUGAGGACGUUCGUACCGUUACAGAGUUGCAGCUACCCAGUCAAACACUUGAUGUUCAUCAGCUACAGUCUGAAUACUACUACCUGAAGGGUGUUCCCGUAGAAUCCUAUCGUGAUGUCCGGCCGAGACUCCUGAUCGGAGUUCAACAUGCGCACGCAACGCUGGUGAGGAAGAGUCGCGAAGGAAGACCCGGUCAACCGAUCGCUAUUAAAACAAACCUUGGCUGGACGAUAUAG
Messenger RNA from Aedes albopictus (Asian tiger mosquito), 2879 nucleotides. RefSeq lists its product as uncharacterized. NCBI's taxonomy places the organism in Eukaryota, Metazoa, Arthropoda, Insecta, Diptera, Culicidae. The record is from RefSeq and is a predicted model, not a curated record. Bases 429 to 2879 code for a protein of 816 amino acids. The transcript is spliced from 3 exons.